Molecule: messenger RNA, 1450 nt
Organism: Aureobasidium musti
Lineage: Eukaryota; Fungi; Ascomycota; Dothideomycetes; Dothideales; Saccotheciaceae
Source: the annotation of a GenBank genome assembly
CAAUAAGAUGACAUCGACCGGGAGCUUCAACAUUCCGAUACUCGAACAGCAAGUCCGGGACGAAGAUACUCAACUGAAUCACUCGAAUACCGUCCCGACUGUACCAAGACCGCUUACAAAGCUUCAGAUCAUCAUCGUUGGUGCUGGCUUCGGAGGUUUAGUACACGUCCUUGAAAGCGCUCCAAAGAUUGCAGAAGUGGGUGCUGGUAUCCAAAUCCUGCCAAACAGUUCUCGCGUCCUUAUACAAUGGGGUCUCGAGGAAAGGCUUCUUCGUCAUGCAACUUUUCCUGCUGAGGUCAUCAUGAUCAACUGGAAAGGCGAGAGAUUGUCUUCCAUGGACAUUGAGGAUGCGACUAAAGAGUAUGGGACUCCGUUCUGGGACUUCCAUCGAGCAGACUUGCACAGAGCACUCUUAAACAGGGCUGUGGAGCUCGGGGCCAACAUCUCAACCAAUGCCAGGGUUGUUGAUAUCAGAUACGAAGCAGAUGAUGGAGAUACUGUCACUGUCAUCCUGAAGUCUGGAGAACGUCUGACUGCUGAUCUUGUCGUCGGCGCUGAUGGCAUUCUUUCGACAUGUCGAGAACUUCUUCUCGGCACUCCUAACCCGCCUACCCCUACUGGCGACCUUGCAUACCGUGUCCUGCUCGACACAAAAGCCAUGAAGGAAGAUCCAGAGCUUGCGCCACUUCUUGAGAAACCACACAAAGUUCGAUACUGGCUGGGGCCAGGAGCACACGCUGUCAACUACGUGCUUCGAGAUGGCGAGCUCUUCAAUAUGGUACUGCUUGUACCCGACGACAUGCCAGCAGACGCAACGACCUUGGACGGCAAUGUUGAAGAGAUGACUGAAUUAUACAAAGACUGGGACCCGCGCAUACCAAAGCUGCUGGCACUGUGCCAAUCGGUGCAAAAAUGGAAGUUGUGUUUCCGUGCUGGCUUGGAGUCAUCAUGGUCAAGUGAGGACGCGACAUUUGUCCUUCUCGGAGAUUGCGUACACGCCACUUUGCCGUAUCUGGCAUCANNGGGGGCAGGCACGGCGCUUGAAGAUGGUGCAGCGCUUGGGGUUUGUUUGAGCAAGAUCAAAGAUAGAUCGCGCCAGGAGAAGAAAAAAGCCUUGAGCGUGUAUGAGGACUGUAGGCGGGUGCGUACUGAGAGCAUUGUCGCAAGAGGCAAUCUACAGCAAGAGCUCUAUCAUCUUGACGAUGGGCCAGAACAACAAGCACGAGAUGCUAAGUUCCGCCUGUUCGAAGAGCUGGAGGAAGGCGUCAGGCUUACUGGCAGUCGAAGUGUUGAUCUGCCUCCAGGAUUGAGAUUGGGUGAUAAUCCAUUGGCUUGGAGAAGGUACGGUGUUGGCGGUUGGUUGCUGUCUUUCGAUUGUCAACGCCAUGUUGAACGCAGAUGGCCAGCAGAGAUGAAGACAGUGUCUGCGCCCGAUCUGAGGGCUUACUCG